CAAAAACCAAAAAAAAAAAAAAAAAAUGGUAUUCAAAGCUUUACCAUACACACUCAAACUCAUUCUUUCCAUACCUCUUCUUCUUCUCAAACUCCAUAAUAACCAAACAAAAGCUCUCAAAAGAACUAUAAGCAACACUCAUGCUUCACAUUCCAGGUCACAAACCCUAAUUUCUGAUCAUGUCAUUCACACGUGUGAUCUUUCAAACAAGACAUUGAUCUUCGACGUCGAAGGAACCCUUUUGCGAUCGCCAUCCAUGUUUGCGUACUUCAUGUUAGUCGCAUUCGAAUCCGGAAGCUUGAUUCGGGCUUUUGUGCUUUUUGCACUAUACCCUCUUCUUGCUUUGGUUGAUGAUGAGUUAUCUAUCAAGAUUAUGGUUAUGGUGUCGUUUUUCGGCAUCAAGAAAGAUAGUUUUCGACUUGGGAGUUCGGUUUUGCCGAAAUUCUUCUUGGAAGAUGUUGGUUUGGAGGGUUUUGAGGUGUUGAGAAGAGGGAAGAAGAAAGUUGGUGUGAGUAAGUUGCCACAAGUUAUGGUUGAGUGUUUUUUGAAAGAUUAUUUGGAGUUUGAUCAUGUGUUUGGUAGGGAGUUAAAGGUUUUUGGUGGGUAUUUUGUUGGUCUCAUGAAAGAUAACAAGAACAUCAUUAAACAUCGUAUAAACGAAGUUGUUGGAGAAGAUGAUGAUAAGGUUUGCUUCUCAAACAAGCCGGUUAAACACGAUUGGAUCGCUUGUAGCAAGGAUGUUUAUGUGGUUAGUGAUGCCGAAAAGAAGGCGUGGCGGAUUCUUCCAAGAGAAAAAUAUCCUAAAGAUCUAAUCUUUCAUGACGGAAGAUUAGCCUUUAGACCAGAACCACUGAACAUGCUGGUCAUGUUCAUGUGGUUCCCUUUCUCCAUUAUUUUGUCCAUUUCCCGGAUCGCUAUUGCACUCACCAUGCCAUAUGGUGCAACGAUCCCUAUCAUGUCAUUCACUGGCGUCCAAGUCAGGCUCAAAAACAAUAACUCGACUUCAAAUCCGAUGUCUCUUGAUCGUAAAAAAGAUAAAGGUCGUUUAUACGUAUGCAACCAUAGAACUUUACUUGAUCCGCUAUACCUCUCAUUUGGACUCAAGAAACCAUUCGCUGCAGUCACGUACAGUCUCAGUAGAAUGUCAGAAAUCUUAUCACCAAUCAAAACCGUUAGAUUAACAAGAGAUCGAGAACAAGAUUCAAAAACCAUGGACAAGAUGUUAAAGCUAGGAGACCUCGUGGUUUGUCCCGAAGGGACAACAUGUAGGGAACCAUAUUUGUUGCGGUUUAGCCCAUUGUUUGCGGAACUUAGUGAUCAUAUUAUCCCGGUUGCCUUAGAUACUUACGUUAGCAUGUUUCACGGGACAACAGCCAGUGGAUUGAAAUGUUUGGAUCCGUUUAUGUUUAUGAUGAACCCACGUUCGGCUUAUAGUGUUCGGUUCCUGGACCAGGUUCAUGGGACCAGUGAUUCGCGCUCAACACGAUAUGAUGUUGCAAAUCAUGUGCAAAGUGAGAUCGGUAAGGCAUUGGAGUUCGAAUGUACUAGCCUUACAAGGAAAGACAAGUAUCUAGUAUUGGCCGGUAAUGAAGGGUUUGUUUCCAAAAGAUGAAUCAUGAAUAUAUAGUCUAUCUUUAAAUGGAUCCUUGAGACACAUGUUUAACUAUUCGAAACUUGGAUCGAUAUGAUGCACCUUGUAAUAUAUAUGUAUUCUUGUAUUGUAUACUACCAUAAUGAUUUGUUAUUCUUUAUGUCUAAUAUAAUUAAAUUGUUA
Messenger RNA from Helianthus annuus (common sunflower), 1774 nucleotides. Its product is annotated as probable glycerol-3-phosphate acyltransferase 3. Gene Ontology annotation, cellular component: membrane. Gene Ontology annotation, biological process: cutin biosynthetic process. The transcript has 2 exons. Lineage: Eukaryota; Viridiplantae; Streptophyta; Magnoliopsida; Asterales; Asteraceae. The record is from RefSeq and is a predicted model, not a curated record. Gene Ontology annotation, molecular function: phosphatase activity; glycerol-3-phosphate 2-O-acyltransferase activity. Bases 26 to 1612 code for a protein of 528 amino acids.